AAGGCAGCAGCAACAAUAACAACGUUGUUAUUGAACAACAGCUUUCAUUCAUUGCCACACGUGGCCGACAUUUACCUUGUGUUUUCAUCCGGUUAUGAUGUCACUGUUAUUAUUGCACAUUUGACAGCUCGCCUUAUGACAAAAGUAUUUAUGAAGGGGGUCAAAUAUGAAGAGAUCCCAGAAAUGGUCCUAUAAAUACUGGGCUUCUUGAUGAUCAUCGACUGCUGCUGGUACCAGGCGCUGCACUUUUUAUCGUUGUUUUACACUUAAAAGGGCUUUGUCCAGACAUGCACCCUCUGUCCCGACCGGGCUAUGUGUCUAUAAAUGUUUCAGGACCACUAAGUGGAAGUUACAACAACAACAAGCAGUGGAGAAGGCAUUCCUUCUGGAGGAGAUGGAAGCAGCUGUCCAGGCUACAGCGGAGUCUCAUCCUCUUCUUGCUUCUCCUCCUCUUCAUCUGUGGAGUUGCUUUCUAUCCCACAGUUACCAAACACCUCAGAGAAAGGGAACAAAACAAAGAGAGAAACGACCUCCUGAGACCCUUCAAACCUCCUGUGCUGCCAGAACCUGUCAAACAGCUACGAGAACAGCCCUCUCAGGUUCAGAGAUCUAAUAGUGAUAGACCAAAUAGGAAAUUGUCCAAUAAGAGAGGACCUCCUGUCCUUCAGAACCAUCUUCAGAAGAAAGCAAAUGCAUCAGAUGCUGCAGCUGACAGCAYGAAGGAGGUAGAACAAGGUGUAGUCAUCAGCUGGCGUGGGGCAGUGAUCGACACUGACCAGGUCACAGACGUCUCCAAGAAUGAGGAAAACAAGGAGGAUUCACCUGCCAAUCAGGGUGACAGUUUUAAAGAAGAUUUAGAAACUAACCGGAUGGAGGCAGUGCGGGAAGCUUUUAGACACGCUUGGAAAGGUUAUAAAGACUUUGCUUGGGGCCAUGACGAGCUUAGACCCAUCUCCAAAACRUACAGUGAGUGGUUCGGUCUGGGCCUGACACUCAUUGAUGCCCUGGACACCAUGUGGAUCCUGGGGCUCAAGCAAGAGUUUGAAGAAGCAAAGGAGUGGGUCUCCACGGAGCUGACGUUCAACAAAAAUGUAGAUGUCAAUCUUUUUGAAAGCACCAUACGCAUCCUGGGAGGCCUGCUGAGUACCUAUCACCUGACUGGAGACAACCUGUUCCUAGACAAAGCUAAAGACAUUGGCUCGAGGUUGAUGCCAGCCUUCAACACACAGUCAAAGGUUCCCUACUCUGAUGUCAACAUCGGUAAAGGCACUGCCCACCCUCCACGCUGGACCUCAGACAGCACUGUUGCUGAAGUUACCAGUAUUCAGCUGGAGUUCAGGGAGCUCAGUCGCCUCACCCACGACCCUCAGUACCAGGCUGCUGUGGCUGAAGUCAUGAAUCUCGUGCACAAGCUGGAGGGSAAACUGGAUGGCCUUGUGCCCAUGUUCAUCAACACAAACAGUGGCCAGUUCACCCAUCAAGGUGUCUACACUCUGGGAGCAAGAGCAGAUAGCUACUAUGAAUACCUGCUAAAGCAGUGGAUCCAAGGAGGCAAGAAGGAGAAGCAAUUUUUGGAGGACUAUCAGCAGGCUGUGGAAGGUGUAAAGAAGAACCUUUUGCAGAAAUCUUCACCAAACAAUCUGACUUUUGUUGGGGAGCUCUCACAUGGACAAUUCAGCCCCAAAAUGGACCACCUUGUGUGUUUCCUACCUGGCACUCUGGCUCUUGGUGCUUAUAAUGGACUGCCUGCUGAUCACAUGGAUCUGGCCAAAGAGCUGAUGGAGACUUGCUACCAGAUGUACGUUCAAAUGGAGACGGGCCUGAGUCCAGAGAUCGUUCACUUUAAUAUGCAUCAAGGCAGCACCAGAGACAUUGAUGUAAAGCUUGCAGACAGACACAACCUCCUUCGACCAGAGACCGUGGAGAGUCUCUUCUAUCUGUACAGACUCACCAAGGAUCACAAGUACCAGGACUGGGGCUGGGAGAUUCUCCAGAACUUCAACAAAUACACCAAGGUUUCCACUGGUGGAUWCACUUCCAUCAACAACGUCCGUGACCCAGAGUAUCCCAGCCCCAGAGACAAGAUGGAGAGCUUCUUUCUGGGAGAGACCCUGAAAUAUUUGUACAUGCUGUUUUCCAACGACUCCAACCUCAUAAGCCUCGACCAGUAUGUCUUCAACACUGAAGCUCACCCCCUUCCUAUAUGGCCUUCUAGUGUGUGAGAACACCCGCAGCACAACAAACACCUCUCAGGGUUGGUACAACACCAAAACAUCAGCUUCAGUUUAGCACUGCAGAUGAGACAAAGCCUCCUUAAUACUGGUGACUCACUGUGGGUGUUGAAAGCUGUGUGUGGCUAAGCUAUGGCUAUUUAUUUGACUGUGUGUGUGUGGUGGUUGUUAUUGAAUAUAAGUUACUACUUGAAGCAUAAGAAUCAGAGAAAUGUUUCAGUCUCUCUGGAGACUAAAAUAUGAAGAAAACGAUGACCAAACUGUUGAUUCAGGAGUGAAAAAGAAGCUCUURGUAGCAGUUUUUUGCCCCUAAAGUAGAUUAUUUUCUGGACAGUAGGACAGCUUUUAAUCUAUGCUGAAAUGAAGCCAGUCUGUGUCUUGCAGGCUGGAUGUGUUUGUCUCAGAGGUCUGAGUCAGUUCACAUCUUUUCUCUCCUCGUGUGUGGAGAAUCUGUUCAGCGAUGGUAUCAGAGGAGCUGGGCUUGUCCUCAUCAGUCAUGUCGCCCUGCACCACAACGCUGAAACACACGUACCAAUCACACRGUUCACCCAACUCCAGGUCCCUCCUCCUGGACCCUGGCUGUCCAGGUGGUGCCAGGGGCUUACGUCACACAGAUGYGAGUAACGUCACAUGAAUUUUUUGUAGUGACACACGAGUUUAACUCAAUCAGAAGCUAACAUUAGCUACAAUUAGCUUACCGUUUGUCGUCCUACUCUCUUGUCUUUAGCGUCAUCUUGCUGGAUGCUCCGGUACAGCCUUCUGUACUUUUCCUUCGAGUUUGGUGUAGUUUAUUAUUAUUYUUGUGUCGCAAAUCAAAUUAAGAUUUGCAUGUGUUUAAUUAUGAUGCCGCACAUCGAGGCGGCUCUCUGUUCAGUGCAAACAGGGCCGGGGUAACGUAAGUCCAGGCUGACAGCWGUAGCACCCUCUUCUGGAUGGAGGCCAAACUACACUGAAAUAAGGUUUAAACAAAUGUUAUGAAUCGAUUGAAUGGAAGGAACUUUAAUCUAAGGCUACAUUCACACUGCAGGCAAAUCUGACCCAUAUCCGAUUUUUUUAUGACAGUCUGAACGAGACAAAUCCGAU
This is a messenger RNA of Austrofundulus limnaeus, 3314 nucleotides long. RefSeq names its product mannosidase, alpha, class 1B, member 1b (gene man1b1b). The record is from RefSeq and is a predicted model, not a curated record. Lineage: Eukaryota; Metazoa; Chordata; Actinopteri; Cyprinodontiformes; Rivulidae. The coding region runs from base 288 to 2222 and encodes 644 amino acids. Gene Ontology annotation, cellular component: endoplasmic reticulum; membrane. Gene Ontology annotation, biological process: mannose trimming involved in glycoprotein ERAD pathway; carbohydrate metabolic process. The transcript is spliced from 14 exons. Gene Ontology annotation, molecular function: mannosyl-oligosaccharide 1,2-alpha-mannosidase activity; calcium ion binding.